CGCAUCUCCUGCCUUGCCGAAAGCGUUCUGCGAGAGAGCUUUUUUCCACAAUGUCUGAAAUGGCAGAACUGUCGGAGCUGUAUGAGGAGUGCAGUGACCUGCAGAUGGAUGUGAUGCCUGGAGAGGGAGACCUUCCGCAGAUGGAGGUAGGCGUUGGGAAUCGGGAACCAUCCCUGAACCCCUCCCGCAGCGGGGCUGCGCCACAGCUGGAGGAGGAAGGCCCAAUGGAGGAGGAGGCGGCGGCCCACCCAAUGGCGGCGCCGAGAGCGAAACGCGGCCUAGCGAACGGGCCCAGCCCCGGGGAGCAGCCGGGCCCAGACUUGGAGAGCGAAGAUGAGGAAUUUGACGACUGGGAGGACGACUACGACUAUCCCGAAGAGGAGCCGCUGAGGGGUGCGGGCUACAGAGUCUCCGCCGCCCUCGAGGAAGCCAACAAGAUGUUCCUGAGAACAUCCCGAGCCCGGGAAGCUGCCCUGGAUGGCGGGUUUCAACUGCACUACGGGAAGACCCCCUUUGACCAGUUAGCUUUCAUCGAAGAGCUCUUUUCCCUGAUGGUUGUCAAUCGUCUGACCGAAGAACUCGGUUGUGAUGAAAUUAUUGAUAGAGAGUAAAUGCUGAUGGAAGAGGAGGAAGCUACUCGAGGAGAGAGCCAUCAUUCCGCUAUCUUUUGGGUUCAUUCCAAACAGUUCUGUGCCAGUGAAAAAGUCGAUCUUCAAACAAAAAAAAAGUUGUUUUUUGUUUUAUUAGAUUAGAAGACAAUAGAACAGUGACUGCACAGUAGUGAAAAGAGAAAAGAAUCAUGAAAAAGAAGAGAUCUUAGGACUGUUAAAAUCUGUUUUCAAGAAUGUCCUGGGAUGGCUGUGACUUUUGUCAUUGAUGGAGAUUCUUUUCCUUGCAUUGGGGAAGAUAUCUUUUGUAUAUGUUCCACUGUAAAAGAUGGUUUUGCGAGAGUAAAUCAUGACCAAGACAAACUGCCAGUUCAAGAGCCCACUGACGCUAUGUAAUGAGAAGAAGAACAUCCACAAGAUAUCUUUGAGUUAAUGUGGACUGAAAGUCUGUUGAGAAGACUUUCGAAAUUCUACUUUGUAAUCUACCCAAGUCAUAGUUAUCAAAGGCUAAGUUUGUGGUGUAAGAUAAGUUGAAUAGUCUUCAUUGUCCUAAAAGGAUGAGAAGAAAAUUAAAUACAGAUAGGUGUAUCACAUGUGCUAUUAUUUUAAAAUGUGUUUCCAAGAGCAACUGAAAUAUUGUUAGUAUAUUUAUCUUGAUCAUUUAUAAAGCUGUGAUCUAUAAUCAGGAAAAUCCAUUGUCCUGACUGCUUUUAAAGGUCAAAAAUUAAGACGUCUUUUUUAAAAGUUUCAAAUUUAGACAUUGAAGUGUAUGUAUGUGAAAAUACAAAGAAGACAAACUAUUUCUAAUACCCUUAUACUAGGGAAUUUUUGCUUUGCUUGCUGUUUUCGUUUAACUUACGUGGAAAGACUAGUUGAAUAUCACAUUGUCAGAACUGUUAGUGAAAAUUCUCAAGUAAAAGGAAAGCUGUAUAUCUAAAAGAUUUUAUUAUCCUAUCAAACUGUGAAGGUUUUAAACCUGCUCAGAAAUCCACCUCAGUAUCUGAAGUUUCCCUCUCUCUCCUCCUCUAAUUAAGCUUGCUAUUCCUAAUGCACCAGCACUGGAGAAAAUAAAAUUUCUUGUUCUGUGUAUUUUCUUUGACUAAUAGUAUUGCAUACAUACUUUGUGCAUGCUGCUUUUUUAUUGAUGUAAACAAUUUUAUUUACUGAUUUAAAUAACCCAUGUUUAUAAGGGAAAAUGAUCCAAUUUCAAACACCUGAUUUACAAAUUAAGUAUGUAGCCUAUAAGAAUUUGCCAACAUAGAAAAAGCUGCCCUAUCAAUGAGCAUGUUGCUGUGGUUAUUUUAGUAAGAUACUGAAGUUCCAUGAGAGUUACUGGAAGUCUAUGCCAAACAAAAUAAGGAUAUCAGCAGGUCUUGUCAUGAUCAAUUAAAAGGUUCCAGAUGCUCUUGUUCCUUGAUGGCAGUAAAGGACAGAGCCUGUAUAGUAAGACAACUCAGAGCUGUUUUUUUUUUUAUAGACAUCUUGUCUGUUAGAGGGUAUCGGGGGAGUCCUACAAAAUACAGGACUGUGACAAGGAUAAAAUCACUCAGACACCAGCUUCCUUGGGAAGGAGAGAUGAGGAAAGACUGGAUAGGAAAUAAAAUGUUGGUUCUUAAUCCUACUGUCUCUUACAUGAGAAAGCAAUAGGUGCAUGAGAAAGCACCUAUUGCUUUCUCAUGUAGCUUAUUGCUGCAGGCAGAUGAGUAUAUGAGUAGACAGUUAAUGUGUGCAGUGUAAGUUAACAGUACUUGUGAGGGAAGGGGGAUGCCAAACUGGCCACUUGGAUUUACCACCAAUUUAAGAUGGGCUCAGAAAAAAAAA
Molecule: messenger RNA, 2429 nt
Organism: Castor canadensis (American beaver)
Lineage: Eukaryota; Metazoa; Chordata; Mammalia; Rodentia; Castoridae
Gene: Eid1
Product: EP300 interacting inhibitor of differentiation 1
Biological process (GO): negative regulation of DNA-templated transcription
Cellular component (GO): nucleoplasm
Molecular function (GO): transcription corepressor activity
Source: RefSeq, a predicted model, not a curated record